Molecule: messenger RNA, 2130 nt
Organism: Trichoderma gamsii
Lineage: Eukaryota; Fungi; Ascomycota; Sordariomycetes; Hypocreales; Hypocreaceae
Product: glutamate-cysteine ligase
Exons: 6
Coding region: 1-2130 (709 amino acids)
Biological process (GO): glutathione biosynthetic process
Cellular component (GO): glutamate-cysteine ligase complex
Molecular function (GO): glutamate-cysteine ligase activity
Source: RefSeq, a predicted model, not a curated record
AUGGGUCUCUUAGCACUGGGAACGGCAUUGGAGUGGCCAGAGGCCAAGCUACGCGCAAACCAAGUGAGAGAAUGGGGCAUCAAGCAACUAUUGGAGAUCUGGAAUAAAGCCAAGGGCAAAGAACGAGAUGCUCUGCUAUGGGGCGAUGAGGUCGAGUAUCUUGUUGUGACUUACGCAGAGGAUGAGCCCAAGGUGCUCCUGUCUCUUCGCCAGGCUGAAAUCCUCACAGCACUUGCAGCUGACAAGGAGCUUGCUGAAGCUGGCUGUGUACCUGCGCUUCAAGACGAGAAGCCUCCUGGGAAGCCAAGCAAAUCCUCCAAGACGUUGCCCGUCUUUCAUCCAGAGUUUGGCCGCUUCAUGUUGGAGGCCACACCUGGAAAGCCAUGGGGUAUUGGGCUGAAGGAACUCUUGGAUGUUGAGCCAGACAUGAAGCUCCGCCGAAAGAUUGCCAAGGAGCACAUGUUACCCACCGAGUUCCCCAUUACACUCACUACUUUCCCCCAGAUUGGCGUUCCAGGCCAAUUCACCUACCCAUUCUACCCUCCCUCUGGACCCAAGCUGCGGUCACAGUUUGUGCCAGACGAAAUCGCCAAUCCUCACAUCCGUUUCCCUACCUUGGCGGCUAAUAUCCGUUCCCGAAGAACCCGCAAGGUACAAGUCAAUGUGCCCAUCUUCCACGACAAAAAUACCCCCAACCCCUGGAAAGACCCUACCGUCAACUUCGACUUGCACAACUGGCCCGAGGACGAUGACGUGCGCAACGGAGCCGCCCCGGACAACUUCAUUCACAUGGAUGCAAUGGCUUUUGGAAUGGGAAGCUGCUGUCUUCAAAUUACUUUCCAGGCUAAGAAUAUUGUCGAGGGCAGAGAGUUGUACGAUCAGCUGAGCCCAUUGGGCCCCAUCAUGUUGGCUUUGACUGCAGCAACUCCCAUUUACAAGGGCUUCUUGGCUGGCACUGAUGUGCGGUGGAAUCAAAUUAGUCGCUCCGUCGACUGCAGGACACCAGAGGAGCUUGGUGAAAAGCCCCUCAAGAAUGACCGUUGGAGGAUACCAAAAUCGCGAUAUGCCUCAAACUCAACGUACAUUUCUACAAGUCCACGACUACGACCAGAGUAUCUCGAUCCCGAUCUGGUGAUUGACCCUGAGAUCAAGGCCCAGCUUAUGGAAGGCGGCAUGGAUGACCGUCUAGCUACUCAUUUUGCCCAUCUGUUCAUUCGAGAUCCCAUUGUCAUUUUUGAGGAGGACCUCCAAGAGCUUGACUUGAAAAAAACUGACCAUUUCGAAAACAUCCAAUCGACUAAUUGGCAACACAUGCGUUUCAAGCCCCCGCCAGCCGACAACAACAUUGGAUGGAGAGUCGAGUUUCGGUCCAUGGAAAUUCAAGUGACCGACUUCGAGAACGCCGCCUUCUCAGUCUUCAUGGUUCUAGUCACAAGAGCUAUCCUCUCCUUCGACCUCAACUUCUAUAUCCCUAUCAAGAAGGUGGACGAGAACAUGGAGCGAGCUCACGGCGUGGAUGCUGUCCUCAAGGACAAGUUCUAUUUCCGCAAGAGCCCCUUCCCACCCCGACCAUCCCGCGCAAACACCGUCUUUGGCGAUGAUAGUCGACCAGGCUCCGCAAUGCCCAGCCGGCCAGGGUCUCCCGGAGCUCUGCCUGUUGAAGAGGAAUAUGAGGAGAUGACAAUCAAUGAGAUUAUCAACGGAUCAGUCGACGGAGACUUCCCAGGACUGAUCCCCAUCGUGGAAAGCUACCUUGACAGCAUCAACGUAGAUGUCCAGACCCGGUGUGAGCUGUCAACUUAUCUCUCUCUCAUUAGCAAGCGAGCUAGCGGUGAGCUUGACACGGCCGCGCGAUGGAUUCGAAAUUUUGUCGACGCUCACCCCCGCUACAACCAUGAUAGUGUUGUCGACGAUGCCAUUACCCACGAUCUCAUUGGAGCUGUUGUGGCCAUUGGAGAACGGGAGAGCGCAGGCCAUGGUUUCGGCGGAUUAGAUGUUCCUGGACUGCCCAAACUCCUCGGGAAGUUCAGAAACACCGGCCCUGAGGUGACAACGUCAGACAAGAGUGUUGGCUCGCGGAAGAGAAAGAGUGAAUGGAUAGAGGGAACGACUGCCGAAGUCGGAGCAUGA